Molecule: messenger RNA, 1198 nt
Organism: Closterium sp. Naga37s-1
Lineage: Eukaryota; Viridiplantae; Streptophyta; Zygnematophyceae; Desmidiales; Closteriaceae
Source: the annotation of a GenBank genome assembly
AUGGUCCGUCGCACGCAUCACGUCGCGUCACGCCACGUUGCGUCCCCGCACGUUGCGUCGCCUCGCCCCAAUCCGCUUUCACCGCCGUGGCGCCCGAACCAGCCGCCGCGCCCGCUGCUGCGCGCCGCGUCGCUCUUUACCGCUGCCGUUUCAAUUGUAUCCCUUUAUGCCUGCCUCCUGUUGACUCCCUCGCUCAUUCUCGUUCGCCAGAAGCCGCCUUCACUCACCCGCUCGCUCAUGCCAACUUCGCGUCCGCCCAACGGCAUGCGCGGGGGAGAGCGGGAGGAGGAAGGGGAGGAGGAAUUCGCGGAGAUGGGCGAGGGGGACGAGGAGCUGGUUGAAAUCGACUCCGGAGACGAGGACGUCCUGUCGGCCGACUUUGACGACGAUGAUGCACCUGCUGAGCUCGCAGACGAUGGCAUGGGGGGUGAGGAGGGCGAGGAGGGCGAGGGAGGGCAGGACGACUCAGUGCAUGUGUUCACGGCACACACAGGCAGUGUGUACGCCGUGGCAUGCAGCCCACUCCCGGGCGGCAGAGUGGCGUCGGGCGGCGGGGACGACGUGGCGUACCUGUGGACCAUAGGGCAGGCGGAGGACCCCAUCAAGCUGGAAGGGCACAGGGACAGCAUAGCGGCGGUGGAGUUCAGUGGGGACGGGCGGUGGGUGGCGACAGCGGGGAUGGACGGAGUGGUCAUGCUGUGGGACGCCGCCACGGGGGACAGGCGCCACCGCCUUGAGGGGCCCGGGGAGGCCAUCGAGUUUCUGACGUGGCAUCCACGGGGAGCGGUGGUACUGGCGGGGUCGGAGGACCUAACAGCGUGGAUGUGGAAUGCGGAGACGGGGGCGUGCAUGGCCGUCUUCACGGGGCACAGCGCGGGGGUCACAUGUGGGGCCUUCUCCCCCGAUGGUGGGUCACCUGUGGGGCCUUCUCCCCCGAUGGGCGGGCGGUGUGGACGGGGUCAACGGACGGGUCGGUGCGCUGCUCGGACCCGCGCUCUGCCGCCACCACCGCCACCCUCGCAGGCCCAUUGUUCCACAGCGACGCCAUCACAUGUCUGGCCAUGGCGCCUCAGGGCGCAGUGGGCGCUGCUGGCUCCGCCGACAACACCACCGCCCUCUUCGGCCUGCAGCAACCCAAGGUGUUGGGGGUGCUGGAGGGGCACACGGACUCGGUGGAGGCGGUGGUCUUCAACCCCCA